AAAGUCAUUCCCCACCUCGGCGGCUGCCUUGGCCAUCGGACCGUUCCUGCGCCGCAGCCGAACAGGAACUUAUCUUAUCGAUUGUGGGGUCUGUUGACCGGCAACCACGCCUCAAAAACACUCGGUCGACAGACCGCGACGGACGAGAUCAGACUAAUCCAGUUACUCGAUUGCUAGUCGUCCGUAAGAUGGUCGCACUACGUCCCUUCACGCCGCCAGCGGCAGCGUAUGCUCUAGGAUCAACACCGCGCGCCGUGCGAUUUCGACACCCGGCCUACCCCAGCUCGGCUCCUGACCUUCUCGUGCUCAUGGCCGCAGACGGCGGCGGGCUCGACUUCGAUAUUGCGUUGACAGCUUGCUGCAUCGUUGCCGGCGUGGGCUGGGACGAUGGGUACCUGGCACAGAAAGACUUGACGGAGGACGCCAUUUUUCAACAAGUCAACCGCCCGAACGACGGCUUGCUCCACGGGAGCGAGUACUUUUUCUGCGUUAAGGGACACGACCCAUCGUCAUUCAAAUAUCCCGUCAUCCCAUCGUUCCAUCACUGGCGCUUCCCGCACGGCAAUCUUCCGCCGCCGUGGAGGAACCUCCAGUUGCCCGAGUUCAUUCUGCCACGUCCGACUCUGAAGGGGCCUGCGGCGGCAAUGGAUCGCGACAUUACGUGCCGGAUAUCUGGCUAUAUGGAUGCCGUUGAGAAGGCACACCUCGUUCCGGAGGGAGAAAGGCUUUGGUUUGUAUCGAACAAAUUGGAUAGAUACUGCCGGCGACCGCUAGAAGUAGCAGCUAUCAACGACGACAAAAACAUGCUCAUCCUCCGUAAAGACCUGCAUCAUCUCUUCGAUGCUCGGCGCUUCACCUUCGUGCCUAAACAAUUUGGCGCAUAUACAUCCGAGUCUUUCCAACUUGUCACUCACGUGCUGCUGCCGUCGGGCUCGCCUGAACUGGUGGGCCUAUAUCAUAACCGCUUACCCCAGCCGAUUCGCGGCAUCAGCGUCGAGUGCCUCUUCGCACGCUUCGCCUGGUGCAUAUUCACGGAUGAACAUAUGCCGUUCUUCCUGUCGGAACUCGAAUACGUCGUUCGCCUGUGGGACAAGGCCAGAGGCGAGACCGAAACCAGAACCCUGAGAGGACUGGAUGUCAGGUCUAGUGCUCAGGUUUUUGAGUCCGCGCGAUCCCAGAAUCGAAGUGUCAGUCCAAAGAAGAGGUCGCUUUCGACCCAGGGCGACGGCCGGCUCGAUAGCGGCGAUGGCUACUGGUCAGACGACGAUGAUAGAACUAGCGAUGAUGACGAAUGCGGAUGGUUGGGCGAGCCACCGAGGGGCCGACGACGGAAGCGUAGCUGGGAGGGGUUGGAGCGAGAUGAUGGACAAGUGCCAGAGUCAUGGGCAGCCAGCUCGGUCAAUCGGAGCCCGCUGUUUCAAAAGAGGAGGGAGAAGGGAUAAAUUAUUCAAAGAUUCAGCAAAACCAAAGGAGACAAACCACUCGAGGUCGGCGCCAAGCGCCCGUUAAACCUUUCAGUCGUCUCCUGCCCUCUCUUCAGGAAACAUGGACCGCCCGGGCCUCUUCACCGACGUCCACUUCCAGAGCAAU
Messenger RNA from Thermothelomyces thermophilus ATCC 42464, 1590 nucleotides. RefSeq lists its product as uncharacterized. The record is from RefSeq and is a predicted model, not a curated record. The transcript has 3 exons. Bases 189 to 1442 code for a protein of 417 amino acids. NCBI's taxonomy places the organism in Eukaryota, Fungi, Ascomycota, Sordariomycetes, Sordariales, Chaetomiaceae.